Messenger RNA from Asterias rubens (European starfish), 378 nucleotides. Its product is annotated as histone H2B.v1-like. Gene Ontology annotation, molecular function: protein heterodimerization activity; DNA binding; structural constituent of chromatin. The record is from RefSeq and is a predicted model, not a curated record. Gene Ontology annotation, cellular component: nucleosome. The transcript has 3 exons. Bases 1 to 378 code for a protein of 125 amino acids. Gene Ontology annotation, biological process: nucleosome assembly. NCBI's taxonomy places the organism in Eukaryota, Metazoa, Echinodermata, Asteroidea, Forcipulatida, Asteriidae.
AUGUCUUCUAGUCUUCUAGUCGCCGAGUCUUCUAGAUUGGCCCACUACAACAAGAAAUCAACCAUCUCCAGCCGAGAGGUCCAGACUGCAGUCCGUCUCCUUCUCCCCGGUGAGCUGGCCAAACACGCUGUCAGCGAGGGCACCAAGGCGGUCACCAAGUACCGUGAAUUAAGUGGCCACCUCAGUUAUAAAAGACAACGCUCAAAUGUGUCACCGAGUCGAGUGAGGGUUCACAAGAUUGGACUUGAAGAAAGAAAGAAAGACAGGGGUGUUGACGGUGGGGGGACCGCCGCAGUAAUUAUCCCUACCUUCCCCUCGAACUGCGUGCCGCCCCCGCCCGCCGCUGGUGGUCCACCCCCGCCCAGAAUGCUCCGCUGA